AUGAACAAUGAAAUUUUCACUAAAUGGAUAAGUGAACCAUCAAUUCCUAAUAAUUUAGAAAAGCCACCAUCAAUCGUUAUGGAAAAUUCUCCAAAUCAAAGCAAGGGAGCUACUCUAAAGGGUCUAACUAAAGCUCGAAUGGAAUCUAACAUCCAGGAAGUACAACUUUUAAACCUAUAUAGCAACAUUUACUUAAAGCCUACAAAUAAAGCACAUAGAAGACCAAGUGAAGCUGUGAUGCAAAUACAGAUAUAUUGA
Molecule: messenger RNA, 258 nt
Organism: Diabrotica balteata
Lineage: Eukaryota; Metazoa; Arthropoda; Insecta; Coleoptera; Chrysomelidae
Source: the annotation of a GenBank genome assembly